GGGGCGGAUUACAACCCUUCGGUGUGGCGAGAGCCCCGAGCCUUCAGCGCGAAGCCCUCAGCCCUGGCCGAGCGGGUCCCGCCGAGCGCGGGCCGCAGCCCGCCCCGCCGCCCGCCGCUGCGGGCCCUGUCCGAGAGGGUCUCGGCGUGCGGCCGGCGGAGCGGCACGGCCGGAUUCCGGGCACCGAUCCCAUCUCCAAGGUCCUUCCAGCCUAAUGGAGCCAGUGAAGAAGCCCUGCAGCACGAAAUCAAAGAGCUGAAACGGAAAGACCUUGCUCUAGACCAGGAAAUUGCACAAUUAUUGUCCGAGGGCUACAGCCUGGAGGAACUGGACAAGCACAUCUCUCUGCUCCAUGAGUACAACGAAAUUAAAGAUGCUGGGCAGAUGCUGCUGGGCAAGCUUGCUGUUAUCCGAGGGGUCACUACAAAACAGCUCUAUCCUGAGUAUGACCUGGAGAUCAGUGACUAGUCCUGAACCUGGAGACUGCUAUGCCCUGCAAAAGAGACUAUCACUGGGCCAUUUCAUGUUGGUGUCAUCCUGGUUUAGAAGGGACAGAAGGUGGAAAAGGAACCUUUGGGAAAGGGAUGUAGGAUUUUAGAUAAUUUCAUGUACUACCUGAUCAACAGGAUUUUGUUUGGUUUUUUUUUUUUUGAAAGGUUGUAGUUCAGGUUGAUGUUGAGCCUCUUCCAUGGAGCCUUUGCUUCCCUGCAGUAUCUAGGGGCUGUUUGGUUACUGAAUGGAUAGAAGAAGUGAGGACAUACAAAUGUGCAAUCUAAUAGCUGCUUUGAAAGGAUAACCCUCAGAAGGAGGGAGGGAAGAAGGCUGAAAUCGUGGUGGUUUGGGGGUUUUAUUUUGUUUUAUCAACAAAUCCAGAGAAGUCUGGGUGUUCUGCAUUUUUGUACUUACCUGCUCUGGUAUCUGGAGGUUUUGUAUAAUUUCUGUAGUAAAUGGCAAAACAUAAAGUUGUGUUGAACUGUCCACUCUGAAUAAAGCAGUCUUCACAUCUGUCAGUAA
Corvus hawaiiensis (hawaiian crow) is the source of this 1014-nucleotide messenger RNA. It is a transcript of the gene SWI5, whose product is annotated as SWI5 homologous recombination repair protein. The transcript has 5 exons. Gene Ontology annotation, biological process: double-strand break repair via homologous recombination. Lineage: Eukaryota; Metazoa; Chordata; Aves; Passeriformes; Corvidae. The annotation marks the transcript as partial. Gene Ontology annotation, cellular component: Swi5-Sfr1 complex; Swi5-Swi2 complex. The record is from RefSeq and is a predicted model, not a curated record.